Molecule: messenger RNA, 5079 nt
Organism: Stegastes partitus (bicolor damselfish)
Lineage: Eukaryota; Metazoa; Chordata; Actinopteri; Pomacentridae
Gene: anln
Product: anillin, actin binding protein
Exons: 24
Coding region: 129-3689 (1186 amino acids)
Biological process (GO): actomyosin contractile ring assembly; septin ring organization; mitotic cytokinesis
Cellular component (GO): actomyosin contractile ring
Source: RefSeq, a predicted model, not a curated record
GGAACCGAGAAGAGAGACGCUGAGAGCUGCUGAGCUCGCCUCGUUACGCCCUGUUUCUGUCCACACAGCAGUGUCCAAGACUUUUAAAAUAGUUCUGAUAUAUUGCGCGAGGUGGUCUAACCGUCCAAAUGGAUCCGUUCACUGAGAAACUGUUGGAGCGGACACGGGCUCGCAGAGAAAACCUGCAGAAGAAAAUGGCAGAGAGACCAAAUGCAGCAAACAGACAGAUGGUCAAAAGGCCCAGAGAGCCACUGGCUGACACCAACAGUGUCAUCACUGAAACUGUCAUUGAUAAAGUUCCACAGGUGUCCUCCAAGCCUUCCCCCUCAAAGCGCAGGUGCUCAGGGGAAAACGUCCAGCCUGCUGCCAGCGAGGAAAUCCAGGAGCCAAUGAUGACUCGAGCUGCAGCUCCUGUUCGCUCAGAUCCUCCAACAGACAAGAAACCCCCAGCGGGCCCUGCCAGCAUUCGAUCUUCCUCCUCCUUGGAGAAGAAUUCACCCCGGCCCAUUGUACAGUCUCAGCUGGGACAGCUGGAAACUGCACAACCAGAAGCAGAAAGGAUGACUGUCAGCUCUGCUCCUGAUCCUCCAAAAAGCAGAGAAGCACAAAUGGAACCUGCCAGCUCAUCCACACAAAGGAGCAAGGAGGAUCUGGUUGAAGAUCCAGCUCCAUCUGCUCCUGGCAUGAAAUCCCGCCUACAGAGGCUAGCACAACAGAGAAAGUACUGGGAUGGCGAUGACACCUCAGAUGCAGUUGAAGACUCUACUCCUCUGUCCGAGUUGAGGAGACAAGCUGAUGCCCCACCAGCUGCUGUACCCACUGUCUCCUCAGGAACUCCACUAGGCAGAAAAGGCAGACUGGCCAAUCUGGCUGCCACUAUUGGAACCUGGGAAGAUGAUCUAAGCCAUGCUAACAUCCCCAAAGAGAAGCCUGCUCCUGCCUCUGUUCCUAAAUUUGCUGUCAGAGACGCCCCUGUGGCUGCCAGCACUAAACAGAGCACUGAAGUGACCACUUCAGCUGCAAGCAGCAAAUCCUCAUCCAGUUAUACUCAGCAGGCCGUGUGUUCUCCAGCAAAGCCAAGCCGAGUGGUUCUCCCAAGCCCUCAGAAGGCUGACAUUCCUGCAUCCAAACCCGCACUUCAGUCAGUAACCAGUCCUCAGAAGAGCUCCAACCAGGGGGUGACCUUCCCCUCUAGUCCCCAGAAGAGCUCCAUUCAAGGAAAAGCCUUCCCAUCCAUUACCCAGAAGGCAGGCCAACCCUCAUCCUCCUCAGCAUCAGUGCCUCAAAGCCCCGUUAAGAACCAGGCCCUCUCCAGAGGCCUCAACCUUACUUCCAGCCCCCUAAAGCCAGAGCUUCGUGCCAAGCCAACCAUUGCUGGUUCCUCAGCCCCCCAGGAUAAGGCCACGCCUGGAGGUCCUGGUGUAAAAUCUUUCCUGGAGCGCUUUGGAGAGAGAUGUCAGGAGCGCAACAAUCACGGCUCCCCGUCCGGAGUCACAACCCAAACCAAGACUCCUACCGUAACCCCAUCAGUCACACCAAACACCAGACUGGUGCAGGAAAGACUCCGAGCUGCCCAGUCUGCAAACACCACCAGUGCUGAUCUCACUCAGAGACAGAAGCUGGAGCGUGAGUCUGAGCUGGCUCAGAUUCGCAAUCGCUUCCAGAAGGGCAACAAUAUGUGGAAAAAUAAAGAUGAAGGGGCAGAAACCAAGACAAAUACAAACCACAAGGAACAGCUUGACAAGCCUGUGGAAUGUGAAGCUGCCUCAUGUGAGCCACAGGAUGAACCCACAGCACCAUCCAGUGAGAGAGCAGAAACACCCACCAAGUGCAGUCCUUCAGCAGGUCAUGGGUUGCUGGUUUCACCUCCAGCCUCAACAUCCAGCCCUCUGAAGGUGGUCACCCAGACCGAUGAAACUCCCAAGGAAGAAGAAAAGGAGGUGGUCACGGAGACAGAGAUGAAUGUGGACCAGUCCAUCAACUCCGCCGUCAUCAACGAGCUCUUUGAUGGAGUCCUGGAGCAGAGUGAAGAUGAGGAUGAUGAAGAUGAGGAGGAAGAUGCUUUGAAUAUCUCCUCCAUGUCCCUCCUCACUCCACUGGCUGAGACUGUGGCCGCUGUGGUGAAGAGUCCAGAGAGGAGGAUGAUGACGUCGACUCCAGCCAGCUCAUUCAUUGUGAAGAACAACAAUCCAGACAUUGUUUCCAAACCUAGCAAGUUCCAGCGGGCUAACAUGAUACGGACUGCCUCCUCAGAUAGUGUUGAGGCCUUAGACGAGGACCACAAACUGCCCUAUAGCAUCGACGCAUACAGGUCAACCAGGGUGAAGGAGACCGAGAGGCCCAGUGUGAAGCAGGUUAUUGUGAGAAAAGAGGAUGUCUCUCACAGAGCAGAGGAGCCACGAGGAUCCAGUCUCUUCAGCAUCAAACAGAAGAUGAAGGUCCUGACGAAUGAGAUGAACCUACAGCAGACAGUUAUCCAUCAGGCCAGCCAGGCCCUCAACUGCUGCACAGAUGAAGAGCAUGGCAAAGGAUCCCAGGUGGAGGCUGAAGCAGAGAGGCUGCUGUUGGUGGCAACGGAGAGGAGGGAAGCAUUGAAAGCAGAGCUGGACCGUCUGAAAGGGGACCCAGCAGGACAAAAGAAGGUCACUGCAACCCCCCUACCUACCAACAUGUCAGCCUCCAAGGGCUCCAUCAGCCUGCAAGAGUUACGUUUGCCUCUCAAGGCAGACUUCGUUUGCUCCACUGCCAACAAACCAGAGUCAACUAAACAUUCCUUCUUCAUCAUGCUUCGUGCUGGAGCAGAGAACACUGUGGCCACCCCAUUAGCCAGUACACAUCGUGGCCUCAGUGGAGACACCCUCACCUUCCCCACCAAGUUCACCAUAUCUGACGUCUCCAGCGACUUUGAAAUAGAUAUAGAAGUCUACUGUUUGGUGCAGAAACAUGAGGUCUGUGGUGACAAGAAGAAGAAACCCAACAAGUCAAAGGCUAUCACACCAAAGAGAUUCCUUGCCAUCACGAAAAGUGUGCAGACACCAGUAGUGGCCAGUCCAGGAGGCCCCAAUGCUGUUCGCACCAGUAACUUUGUCCUGGUUGGAUCACACAAGCUCACUCUGUCAUCUAUUGGGAAAAACAAAUUCUCUUUGGAAAAGAUCAAAUAUGAAGGAAGUGAAAGAGAACUACUCAGUGGCAUGUUUCAUAAAAAGGUGCCAUUCCUGUGCCCUCUGGAGGGCCACAUCUACCUCAAGAUGCAGUGUGAAGUGGGUUCCAAGGUGGAGGAGAGGGGCUUCCUGACAAUGUUUGAAGAUGUCAGUGGGUUUGGAGCUUGGCACAGAAGAUGGUGUGUGCUGUCAGGAUACUGCAUCUCCUACUGGACCUACCCAGAUGAUGAGAAGCGAAAGAAUCCCAUUGGUCGCAUCAACCUUGCAAACUGUACCAGCAAGAUGGUGGAACCAGCCAACAGAGAGUUUUGUGCCAGACCGAACACAUUUGAGCUCAUCACAGUCAGACCACAACGAGAGGACGACAAGGAAACACUAGUCAGUCAGUGCAAGAACACCAUGUGUGUCACCAAAAACUGGCUGAGUGCUGACACUAAGGACGAGAGGAAUUUGUGGAUGAAGAAGCUGAACCAGAUUCUGGUGGAUCUGCGAAUGUGGCAACCAGACGCCUGUUACAGGCCACUGUAAUCACUGCCCUCCAUCGCAGCCAGCCUUUCUAUCCUUUGGACUGUCAAUAUCAGUGAUACAUGCAAUUACUAAGUGCAAUACAGUAUGACAAUUGUUAGAUAUUUUUGCUUGUGGACAUUUGACAGGAGAUGAAUAAUCAAACCCAUAAGUUAAAGGUCGGAGGACGUAAAUAAAGCCAUAUAUCUGGGACAUUUCAGUACAGUGUUUUUGAGUAGGAGUUCGGCUUUGGCACUAUAUUUUAUACAUUUCCAGUCUGAUUUGUUACGCUAAUGUUUUUGAGUAUUGUUGAGAUGCCACCUUUUUAUAUUAAUGCCAAUAUUAAGUGUGCUUGACACAUGACGCAUGGCUUUAAAUAACUUGGUUUCAGAGCUGAAAUCAAUAUAUUAAUGGUGUUUAUGCUACAGAUGAAUACUAAGUUGAAGCACCACAGUUUUAUCAUAUUUUAUUUUGCAUGACAGCACUGGACAGUACUGAACAGUACUGAACCAUUUGGUAAGUUUAUACUUUAUAUGUUAGCUUUUAGCUAAUAGCUUUUAUUGUGGCAGGACUUUAAUAUUCUUCGAUGCCAUGCACAGAUUUUUGACACCAUUUAUAUGCCAGGGUUUGUUCUAUUUGCAAUGUUUGUGUAAGUGCUUCAGAGUGGAGAGUUUUGGGGUAAAGUGGGUGAAGUCUGUAACAUAUUCUGAAGUCUGACCAACACAUUUUUGAACCAGUACUGAUUGCUGUGUGAAUAUCUGAUAAGCACAUACUGGCCAUUUAGUCAGUAUUUAUGUUUCUUUAACAUAAAUGCAUAACAUGAACACUCCAUGUCUGAUAUAAAAACGUGGCUCAUCUACACAAAGGAAGCAGUUUUGCAUUUCUAUUGGCUUUUCUGGUGUGUGAAGUACUGGUCACCAAACUGAAGAGCUUUACCUGCUUAUUGGCUCAGAGCCUUAAAAUAAAAAUGUCAGGCUCACGUAUCUUGUGCUGAUUUAGGUCUUUUUUUUUUUUUUUUAAAGAUUCUUGUACUUUUAGCUGCGUGUUAAGCAGUAAUAUCUGAAAUCUAUGGUGUUGCAGCAGAUAAAAAUGACAGACCACAUAUGAGGCUUCUGAGGUGUUUCCCUUGUGUUGUGUACGGAGAGUGUGUCACAGACUUUACUGCAGGUGUUGGUCGAUGUUUUCAUUCAUGUCUGCAUAAAAGAUGGCGCUUUUUCAUCCUGCUGAUAAUGAAUACAAAAUGAAAGAACUAUAGAAGAUGUCUUUUUUUUCCAGAACAAUGAGCAGGGACUAUAUAUAUAUUUGUGUUUUCAUCAGAUGCUUGAACACACUUGUCAGUUUGUCAGGUAUUUGUGGAUCAGUGAGAUGACAAUAAAUGUCUGCUUUGACUAAAACGGCCGAGGCUACAAAUACA